CAGUUGGCUGGUCAGCUCUGCAAUGGAUGGAUGAGGAGACACUUUUACUACCUUAUAAAAGGCCCGACCCGGGACAGCUGUCACCCUCUACAAAUGGUCAUGGAAAAUUCUUGCUCAAAAGUCCUCAUGGGAACAUUCCCUGCUGUUUCUUAAAGUAGGCUGCCUCUGUUGUUUCCAUCAAAGCCAUUGUCUUAAUGGUGCUCAACCUUCUUUGUGUAAUGAAGAAGCAUGAUGUUUCUGGCAUCAGCUAGUGUUUUACAGUCAAAACAGAGGCCUGGCCUUCUUUUUUUAACUUUUUUUUUUUUUAUACCUUGUCUGCAUUCCUUUUCGACACCCCCUAGUAAAUACCCAGCAGUGUCAGGCACAGGCCUGAUCUGGAUGAAAGUUUACAAGGCAGAGUGAAUCAAAAAUGGGAAGUAAUUUAGGAUUUGUCUAACAAAACCCAGAUGGAUUGUUUUGCCGCCGGACAUGAUUUGUUUUCUUGUGUGAUGAAUUUAAGACUUUCUCCAGAAAGCAGAUAUUUGAGUCAUUUGGGGGCUGGAGGAGAAACAUAGCAGGAGGGUGAAGGGUGGCAGAGGUGCAGGAGCCAAACGGGACUGGGUGGAGGGGAAGAAGUGGGACGUCCUAAACUCCUUUCAAUAGCAUUACACCUUUCCUCACAUUCAUAAUACACUUCCCAACAGAUUUCUGUGCUUAGGUCUUGUUUGUGCUCUACUACAGUAUAUGCUGCUGGAAAGAGAAAUCAGGAGACUUUGAGACUGAAGAAUAAGGAAGAAAAGAACUGAACAGACCCUCCUGCACGUCUGUUCUCUCUCUCGUUGAACCUUUUGGAGUGAAAGUGUCUUAACAACACCUAUACAUUUGUUCAGCCCUCCCUCCAGCUGUGUAUGUGACAGUGUGAGUGUCCUGUUACUAUGAAAGCCACAUAUGUGCUUGUUUGUGUGGGUCUGGCUCUUCUUCCGGGUACAAUCUGUCAGUCUCCUGCCGAACGUGAAGCUUACACAGACUGUACAGAUGGCUAUGAGUGGGACGAGCAGACUCAACUCUGUCGAGACAUAAAUGAGUGUGAGACCAUUCUGGAGGCCUGUCGGGGAGAAAUGAAGUGCUUCAAUCAUUAUGGUGGUUACUUGUGUCUUCCUCGCUCCUCCUACGUGAUCACUGCACCUGAAACCGCCAGCCAAUCAGAGCCCAAUGUGCCUGUGCCAGAAAAUGAGGCCUUUAACCCCUGUCCACUCGGCUACAGGGCCCAAGGAGAGUCCUGCGUGGAUAUUGAUGAGUGUCAGCUGAACAUGCAUGACUGCCAGCCCAGCCAGGAAUGUAUCAACACAGUGGGCACCUUCACCUGUCAGUGUCCUGACGGCUACAGCAAGAUUGGCAUAGAGUGUGUGGAUAUCGAUGAAUGCAGGUACAGGUACUGUCAGCAUCGCUGUGUGAACGUGCCAGGAUCUUUCUCUUGUGAGUGUGAACCAGGCUUCCAGCUGGCCGGAAACAACCGAUCUUGUGUUGAUGUAAAUGAGUGUGAAAUGGGAGCACCUUGUCAGCAAAGGUGCUACAACAGUUACGGGACAUUCCUAUGCCGCUGUGAUCAAGGUUAUGACCUGGGACCUGAUGGCUACUCAUGCAAUGAUAUUGACGAGUGCAGCUACUCCAGUAUAUUGUGCCAGUAUCAGUGUGUGAAUGAGCCUGGAAAAUUCUCCUGUGUUUGUCCAGAAGGCUACGAGCUACUUGGAUCUCGACUCUGCCAGGAUGUGAAUGAGUGUGAGACGGGCACUCAUCAGUGUGGAGAAGGACAGGUCUGUGUGAACAUCCAUGGAGGACAUCAGUGUGUGAGCACCAACCGCUGCCAGGAGCCUUACAUCCAGGUCUCAGAGAAUCGUUGUAUUUGUCCGGUGGUGAAGCCAGAGUGUCGUGAUCUGCCUUUCUCCAUUGUGCAUCGAUACAUGAGCAUCACAUCUGAACGCUCCGUUCCCUCCGACAUCUUCCAGAUUCAGGCCACCAGCGUCUAUCCUGGAGCCUACAACUCCUUCCGCAUCCGAUCCGGAGAUCAAAAUGAGGAAUUCUACAUAAGGCAAAUCAACAACAUUAGUGCGAUGCUGGUUUUGGCGCGGGCCGUGUCGGGGCCGAAAGAAUACGUCCUGGACCUGGAGAUGCAGUCGGUCAAUCCACUGAUGAACUACCAGACCAGCUCAGUCCUACGCCUCGCCGUUUACAUCGGCCCUCAUGCCUUCUGAACACACUGAGAAACAGAAGGAGCAACACAAGGUUUUCUCUAGUCAGUCUAUUUCUGCUUUCAUGAGUUGAAAAUUAGCAACACUUUCCUCGAAUUCACAAGCUAAUAAUGUGACUUCAGCCUGUGACUGUGCUUUAUUCUGGGAAGUGUGAACGCAUCUGAACAUUCAUUUAUUCUUCUCAGUUUGUCAUCGUAGACUCAUUUUUACACAUCCCGUACAUGAGAAACACAAACACACAGCAAUUUUUUUUUAACUGAGGCAUUGUUUCUUAUUAAUAUCUCAAUGCAUUCUUAUAGUUAUCUAAUCUGCAUGUGAUAUACAUACAGUUAAGCCUUAAAAUGUGUCUGUAAUUUUCUAAAACAAACUAAAAACAAAUCCAGAACUUAAACGAGGAGAAUAUGAGAGGAUUAAAUGAAUUCUGUAAAUAAUUUGUGAGACAAUUCUUAGGUAAAUUGCUGCAUUUUCUUUCAUGUUUUUUUUAUAUCAGAUUUUUGUGUUGAAUUAUUUUUGAAAAAUAUUUUUAAAUGUUUUAGUAUAUCGAUUUUUUUUCACAUCUGUUGAAGUAAAAAUGUUUGAUUAAAUACAAGAAAGCGAAAAAACUCUCUUUAUAUCUCUCUAUUUGUGAUUUUCUUCCUCCUUUAUCUUUUCUUUUAGCCUUUUUUUCAUCUGUAAGUCCGUCAGUCCCAGCUGAAUGAAUAUAUAUUUCCUUUUGUGUGCAUGCAGAUAUUUUUGUGCAAAUGUACAGGUUAGUAGACGAAAUGUAUUUCUCAGGUGUCUCCACAUGGUGACAGUGUAGCACUAAUACACAAACACACACACACACACUGAGUUUACCUAUGUACAAUGAGCUGAAAUAACAGUUAUUACAGUCACGGCUAAAAGCCAAAGUUCACAAACGUGUUGCUCAGAAUAACAUCACACUUAUAGGCUCUUCAGGGCUACUGUAAUCAACCUUUUUAUUGUGAAAAUCUUGUAUUCCAUUGUAAGAAAUUAGUUGUUCGGUGGAUUUGGAUCAGAUUUAGUGUAAAUUUACUGUUUCAUGUCAAAUAUUUCUAUAGGUGAGAGACUGCAGGUGAAGAGAGUAAAAAAAACAAGCUUAUUUUUCUGAUUACAUUAAGAAUUGC
Danio aesculapii is the source of this 3355-nucleotide messenger RNA. RefSeq names its product EGF-containing fibulin-like extracellular matrix protein 2. The record is from RefSeq and is a predicted model, not a curated record. The coding region runs from base 915 to 2231 and encodes 438 amino acids. Gene Ontology annotation, molecular function: calcium ion binding. The transcript is spliced from 11 exons. Lineage: Eukaryota; Metazoa; Chordata; Actinopteri; Cypriniformes; Danionidae.